This is a messenger RNA of Pyricularia oryzae 70-15, 1413 nucleotides long. RefSeq lists its product as uncharacterized. Bases 146 to 1099 code for a protein of 317 amino acids. The transcript is spliced from 2 exons. Lineage: Eukaryota; Fungi; Ascomycota; Sordariomycetes; Magnaporthales; Pyriculariaceae. The record is from RefSeq and is a predicted model, not a curated record.
GCAUCCAUCACGCCCUUUUGACGCCCUUGUCUAAGAACGGCACCGACAUGUCUAAAACAAGGCGACGAGAGCCUGGAAAAAAUAUAAAUCACAAGCCCCCCUGAAAUGCUGGCCAAAACCUAACAUUUGGGAUAGCUCCGACCGUAUGAUACGUUGGGCAGCAGCGCGAAUGGAAAACCGCAAUUCGACAGACUCUUUGUCACUGGAGCCAGAACUGGAGCGCCUGCGGGAAUUGAACAAGGAGCUGGAAAGACUCCGGCUCGCCUUGAUAUUCCCUGAAGACGCGAAUGCAGAGGCCAAAGCCGAACCGGCAGUCCCAUCCACCGCCACGCCCAUUGGUACCGCCCGUGACAACGAGCCCACGUUCCACCUGUUCGCCAAGCUCCCGGCCGAGCUCCGGGUAAAAAUCUGGCAGCAGUCGCUCGAGCCGCGCGUCGUGGAGCUGCACACGCGCCGCGGGCACUACGCCGACGACUUUCGGCACGGCGGCCACCUAAAGUGGCACUCGCAGUGCACCAACCCGGCCGCGCUGUCCGUGUGCGUCGAGUCGCGCGAGGUCGCCCUGGAACGGUACACGGUCGCGCUGCCGCUGGCCGUCCCGCCGCGCAGGCACGAGACCCCCCAGGACAGCUUUCGCAUCCCCCAGGCCUGGAUCCCGGGGGACUCGGUCGACAGCCACCGUCACGUGCUGUACCUGGAUCCGGCGCGCGACACAGUGGCGCUGCUCGGUGGACUGGAUCUCAAGCUCUUGAAGGAGCUUCUCGACGGCAUCAGGCACGAGGAUCCGCGGGGGCUCAAGCGGCUCGGCAUGAGCGCGUCCUGUUUUGUUCACCGCGGCGGCGUGUCCUGCCUCGCCAUGUAUGCGAUGACUGUUUUCCGGCACCUUCACGAGCUGGUCUUGUUCAUGUACUCGGAAAACAUGCCGCCUGAGGAUUGGCCUGGAGGGCGCUGUAACCUGGAGGAUUGUUCCGAUAAAGACUUCUUUCGUGCGUGGGAAAUGGGGGCUGGAAAUCAGCUGAAGGGGGCCGACAACAGAUGGGUGGCUGUUGGCUCCAAGGGUAGGGAGAUUCGCAUCAUGGAUCUCAUGUUCCUCCCCUAACCACAAAAACCACGAGUUCGCUGUCUCACGAAAACAGUCCUCCGCAGUGAUGGGUAUUGAUGUAUAUGGUCUAAUAUUCCGAUGGCCGCCCUAUUUGUACACGUUAUACAGUUGUUGCUGCGACAGACUGCAGCCUAAUCUCCCCUAACCUUCUUGAUAACCCUCUCCCUGCAUACUCGGCGGGCCACCUCGGCACCGUGUUGCAUAGAAAUGGCGCCUAUUAUCGCGUAUAUGCAGUCCUUCAUGACUUUUUGCAUACCGGAGGAGUUGAUGCUUGAAAUCUAUUGUUGAUGCUCAUUAGCACUUGGUGUCGU